GAGGGUCCCGCCCGGGCGGCGCCGCGGGCUCCGGUUGAUGCUGCGGGCCUGCCGCCGCCAUCCCGCUGCCGCCGGCGCUACCCCUCGGCCGCCCCUCGCCAUGCUAGGAGAGAGCCCGGCCGCCGCCCGGCCGCUCCUGCGGGCGGGACCCCCGCUGGCGCUCUGCUACACCUCGGCCCUCCUGGUGCUCGCCCUCUCCGCGCUGCCCGCCGGCCGCGCCUCUCAUCCCUUGCCCGGCUCCGAGUGCCAGGGCGGCGGCAAGGGGAAAGGCAUCAACUGCUCAGAGUUAAAUGUAAGGGAAUCUGACGUAAGAGUGUGUGAUGAGUCGUCAUGUAAAUAUGGAGGAGUGUGCAAGGAAGAGGGAGAUGGCUUGAAAUGUGCGUGUCAGUUCCAGUGUCACACGAACUAUAUUCCAGUUUGUGGAUCAAAUGGAGACACUUACCAAAAUGAAUGCUUCCUCAGGAGAGCUGCUUGCAAGCACCAGAAAGAGAUAACAAUGGUAUCAAGAGGACCUUGUUAUUCUGAUAAUGGCUCUGGGUCAGGAGAAGGAGAGUAUGAAGGAUCUGGGACAGAAGUUCAGAGAAAACACUCAAAAUGUGGAGUUUGCAAAUACAGGGCUGAGUGUGAUGAAGAUGCAGAGAAUGUUGGGUGUGUAUGUAACAUAGACUGCAGUGGAUACAGUUUUAAUCCUGUAUGUGCUUCUGAUGGAAGCUCCUAUAACAAUCCGUGCUUUGUCAGAGAGGCAUCAUGUCUGAGGCAAGAGCAGAUUGACAUCAGGCACCUUGGCCACUGCUCAGACACAGAUGACACAAAUGCAGUUGGAAAGAAAGAUGAUGGCAUGCAGUAUCGGCCAGAAGUGAAAGAUGCCAGUGAUCAAAGAGAAGACAUUUACAUUGGAAACCACAUACCUUGUUCAGAAAGCUUCAAUGGUUACUGUAUACAUGGAAAAUGUGAGUUCAUUUAUUCCACUCAGAAGGCUUCCUGCCGGUGUGAAUCAGGAUAUACUGGACAGCACUGUGAAAAGACAGACUUUAGUAUUCUUUAUGUUGUCCCAAGUAGACAAAAGCUUACGCAUGUCCUUAUUGCAGCAAUAAUUGGAGCUGUACAGAUUGCCAUUAUAGUUGCAAUUGUCAUGUGCAUAACCAGAAAAUGCCCCAAAAAUAAUAGAGGACGCCGGCAGAAGCAAAACCUAGGCCAUUUUACUUCAGAUACAUCAUCCAGAAUGGUUUAACUUAGUGCUUUUUAUACCUACAUUGACCAUGUGAUGUACAUUUUUAUUAUAUCUUUUUUUAAAGAAUGGAAAUAUUUAUUUCAGAGGCCUUAUUUUUGAACAUUUUUAGUGUCACAAUAUUGGUCUGUAUUCUGAAAGCAUCAGCUCUAACAGCUAUGGACUGCUUUAGUAUCUUUACUUUUAUGUUCUUGAAUACAGUAGUUCAUUUUCUGUAUCUGUAUCACAUGGUUAUAUAAUAGACUUGUGCUUUAUCCAUGGAAUGUAAUAUUUUUGGGAACACAAAUUUAUUCCAAUGAUGGUUGUAGACUUAAAAAAAAAAACCCCAACAAACCAACAAAAUAAGUCCACAUUACCUAAAAAACAAGGCAUGAACUAAAGGUAAAAAUGUUUACAGCUUACUUUUCUUAUGAGGAACUAGAAAACACUGUGUUUAAAUACCGUAGAUAUUUAAAUGUUUUUGGAAGUUAGUAACUGAUUUUUUAGACACUGCCUAUCGCAUGAACUGUGAAGCUGUGUGCUGUGUGUAGUUGUAACAUAUUUAUAAAAUGUGUGGGCUGGGUCUAAGCACUGCCAUCUUCAGAAAUAAUUCCAACAAUUUAUUUUUAAAGACGAAAAUUAUAAAUUUCAUAAUUUGGGAAGUUACCUGGUAGAACAGAUGGCACAGGUCCA
Molecule: messenger RNA, 1900 nt
Organism: Haemorhous mexicanus (house finch)
Lineage: Eukaryota; Metazoa; Chordata; Aves; Passeriformes; Fringillidae
Gene: TMEFF1
Product: transmembrane protein with EGF like and two follistatin like domains 1
Exons: 10
Coding region: 38-1231 (397 amino acids)
Molecular function (GO): protein binding
Source: RefSeq, a predicted model, not a curated record